Messenger RNA from Echinops telfairi (small Madagascar hedgehog), 1990 nucleotides. RefSeq names its product tetraspanin 8 (gene TSPAN8). The record is from RefSeq and is a predicted model, not a curated record. The transcript is spliced from 8 exons. NCBI's taxonomy places the organism in Eukaryota, Metazoa, Chordata, Mammalia, Afrosoricida, Tenrecidae. Gene Ontology annotation, cellular component: membrane. Bases 275 to 985 code for a protein of 236 amino acids.
CCUGGCCCAGCGCCCUAGGAGCCAUGACAAGCAAAAGAAAAGACUUGCCUCGGGGUAGCCUGGUUGAUAUUUAAAUGUGCGGGUUAAUUUUUCAUCUGAUUUAAUAAAUGGACAUUUCCUUCCCUUCUCUACCUCUUUGUGCGUGACCUGCUGCCUGCUCUGACGCUGCGGGCACAGCCAGCUCCGCAGGCCCGUUUCUCCAGAGCGCAUUGCAGGACGGCGCUCUCACGAAGAGUUAAAAUCACAGCAUCUGGAGACCCGAUCCUUCUCCAGCAUGGCAGGUGUGAGUGGAUGUUUGAAAUAUUCUAUGUUUAUCUUCAACUCCUUGUUCUGGCUAUGUGGUACUGUGAUCCUGGGAGUAGCUAUAUGGGUACGAACAACCAAAAGUGAUCAUGAGUUUAUCAGCCAUGGAGACUCUUACUCCAGUGUUCCUGCAAACCUCUUGAUUGCUGUGGGUUCCAUCACCAUGAUUCUGGGUUUCCUGGGAUGCUGUGGUGCCAUCAAAGAAAGCCGCUGCUUGCUCAUUCUAUUUUUCAUAGGAUUGCUUCUUAUCCUGAUUCUUCAGGUGGCAGCCGGCGCCGUAGGAGUUAUUUUGAAACCUCAGAUGGAACGUGAACUUAAUCAGACACUUCAUGAAGAUAUAAAGCUUUUGAGUGAAACCAGUGAAUCUGCCGUGAAAUACCAGACCACGUUAGCUGAACUGGAAGAAAGGUUAAGAUGCUGUGGUUUAAUAAAUGGAGCUUCUGACUGGGGAACUAAUUUCCAAAAAUAUGCCAAGUACUGUGCAUGUACAGAUGUGAUGAAUUCGUCUUGUGAAAUUUAUUCAGGAGUAUCUGUUUAUAAAGAGGCAUGUGCUCCUGCUAUAAAACAGAUUUUCAAAAAAUAUCUUAUUAUAGUUAUUGGAAUAGCAUUUGGAUUGGCCUUUGUUGAGGUACUUGGUAUGAUAUUUUCCAUGGUCUUGGUCCGCCAGAUCGGGGGAAAAUGAAUCUGGACGCCUCAUCAUAUCCCUAGGAAGACCUCCUUAAAUGUUGCCUGGGUUUGUAAUUUUAAGGAUAUGAAUGCUGUGAAUAUAGGUAGUAAUUGCACUAUUAAAAUAUCUCAUUUAGCCAGACCACAGGUAUCUUCCAGGUAUAUCAAGCAUAUUUAAAAUUUAAGUGACGUAAAGAAAAUCAUAUGAAAUUAUAAGCAUCUUUACUCAAAAUAAAAACAGCAUUGUUUACAUUGGCUCCUUUUCAUGUCCAAUCAUUGUGUCUAGGUGGUACUAUGCUUAAAACAUUCCACUGGAGCCAUCCAGCGGCGCAAUCUUCAUCUCCAGGUGACAGAGCUAUCGUUAGUUACCAUGACCUUUUCCAGAAGCAAUACUCUUUUCUAUGUAUCAAUCGCUGGGGAUGAGAUAAAGGAAGUCUGAAGCUGAGUAACUGUGAGUGGCCCAGUCCAAAGAGCCAUCAUCUCUUUGUUGUACACAAGUGACCCCCAACGUCAUCUCUCAUCUGCUCCAUAUUUAUGGUGGGGACAAGUAGACCAGAGGGCCCACCUCCUACCCAUUGGCUUUCUGGUACCUUUUCGGUCUUCUUUUGCCAUAUAACAAUUGUCCUUUCUUUUAUCAUUGUAGUUCUCGUAGACUUUUAAAAAUUUUACCUCGUGUUCGGGUCUAACACACAUAUAGUAAAGUGAACAAACCUUAAGGGUAUAACUCUGUGACUAUGUCUAUCUACAUCCAUACAGCCACGGCCAGAUGAAAAUGCAGGACAUUUCCAGCCCCCAGAAGCCUCCUUCACACCCUUCCCUUGUGAUGUGCUGGAGUUGGCUUGCACUGCCCUGGCAGGUCACAUGUACACCAGUGACAUCACACUGGUAGUUUGAAAUCCACCACACAGUAGAAAUUGGCAAAUUUUAUAAAACCAGGUGUGUUAGGUGGGUGACUAGAGAAACAAAUCCAGAGGGACUCAUUUGUAUAAGUAUAUGUGCAUGUAUAAGAAAGAGCUUUAUA